AUGAGUUACUACAACAGCUACUACGGAGGCCUGGGCUAUGGCUCUGGAGGCUUUGGGGACCUGGGCUAUGGCUAUGGCUGUGGCUGUGGCAGUUUCCGCAGACUGGGCUACGGCUGUGGCUUUGGUGGCUAUGGCUAUGGCUCUGGCUCUGGCUCUGGCUCUGGCUCUGGCUCUGGAGGCUUUGGAUAUGGAUCUGGCUAUGGAGGCUUUGGAUAUGGCUCUGGCUAUGGAGGCUUCGGCUAUGGCUACAGGCGCCCACUUUCCUAUGGGGGAUAUGGAUUCUCCACCUUCUACUGA
Messenger RNA from Mus pahari (shrew mouse), 297 nucleotides. Its product is annotated as keratin-associated protein 19-4. The record is from RefSeq and is a predicted model, not a curated record. The coding region runs from base 1 to 297 and encodes 98 amino acids. The transcript has a single exon. Lineage: Eukaryota; Metazoa; Chordata; Mammalia; Rodentia; Muridae.